Messenger RNA from Macrosteles quadrilineatus (aster leafhopper), 1308 nucleotides. RefSeq names its product vacuolar protein sorting-associated protein 26C-like. The record is from RefSeq and is a predicted model, not a curated record. Gene Ontology annotation, biological process: intracellular protein transport. Bases 97 to 993 code for a protein of 298 amino acids. Lineage: Eukaryota; Metazoa; Arthropoda; Insecta; Hemiptera; Cicadellidae. The transcript is spliced from 7 exons. Gene Ontology annotation, cellular component: endosome.
GGUUUUAAGAGGUUAUGUUUGUGAAUUCCGUUCAAAUGUAAUAUCGUCGUAACAUAUUAACAUAUUGCAUUUUAAACUAUAAGUUAUUAGUUUAUAAUGUCGGUAACUCUAGAUAUUCGAGUUAAAAAGGCCAACAAAGUUUAUCAUGAAGGAGAAACUAUCAGCGGUGUGGUCAUUUUCAACUCUCCUUCUGAUCUAAAGCAUGAUGGAAUCACUUUAAAUUUAGAAGGGACGGUUAAUUUACAGUUAAGUCCCAAAAACGUUGGUGUUUUUGAAGCUUUCUACAAUUCAGUAAAGCCGAUUCAGUUGGUACAAUGCUCAAUAGAGGUAGCAGCGCCAGGGAAAAUGCCAUCAGGCAAGACAGAAGUUCCGUUUGAAGCUCCACUUUAUCCCAGACCCAACAAAACUCUGUUUGAGACUUAUCAUGGGGUUUUCAUCAACAUUCAGUAUCUUCUGCGAUGCACGUUGAAGCGAAGUUUUCUGGCAAAGGAUCUGACCAAAGUUGCUGAGUUCAUUGUCGAGUAUAAGGCGAGCCAGUGUGAGAAGGCAGUUCCAUCACCUGUCAAGUUCUCCAUCGCGCCUGAGUCGUUGCAGAACGUCCGAGACCGAGGCAGGAUACCGCGGUUUGCCGUCUCCGGAAUGUUGGAUUCCACCGUUUGUUGCAUCACCAAACCCUUCACUGGACAUUUGGUUGUAGAAAGCUGUGAAAUAGGAAUCAAAUCGAUCGAACUUCAGUUGGUUCGUGUGGAAACCUGUGGCUGCGCUGAAGGCUAUGCACGGGAUGCAACCGAGAUCCAGAACAUCCAGAUAGGCGAGGGUAAUGUGGCUCGAGGCAUCCAUAUCCCGAUAUAUAUGAUAUUUCCCAGACUUUUCACCUGCCCUACACUGUCCACAAGCAACUUUAAAGUUGAGUUUGAGGUGAACAUUGUAAUAAUAUUCGAGAAUGAUCAUCUAGUUACGGAAAACUUUCCUAUCACACUCAAGAGAUCCUGAUUAUUCCCCUUCCAACUUCCUGAGGGGUCUUCCCUCUAAGAAGUUCUGUUUGUGAGGUCUCAGCUCUCAAGUGAAGUUCAAGAACUCAAAUUGUUGAUGGUUUCUACUGACUGUUUUAAUAUGUUAUGUUGUAAAUGAAGUAAUAUCCAAGGAAAACAUUCCAACUCAAUAUACAUCAUCUAGUAAAUCUCCUAACUUCAAUCUAUUAUAAUGUCAAAUGUUAUAUAUACAUAUACUUUUUAUUGUUGUCAAGAGAUUGUAAAAUAACUUUAUCAUGUUGUAAAGUGUUUUAAUAUUUUAUAAUAAAUUAAAUUA